Molecule: messenger RNA, 2840 nt
Organism: Carassius gibelio (silver crucian carp)
Lineage: Eukaryota; Metazoa; Chordata; Actinopteri; Cypriniformes; Cyprinidae
Product: zinc finger protein 14-like
Exons: 3
Coding region: 1-1413 (470 amino acids)
Biological process (GO): regulation of immune system process; negative regulation of transcription by RNA polymerase II; regulation of cytokine production
Source: RefSeq, a predicted model, not a curated record
AUGGGGACUGCAGGCAGGUCAGUCAAGUCCCCGUACCCUCUUCCUCCACAGCCAGGACUUUCUGUAGAAUUGAAAAUGCACAAGAGGACCCACACUGGAGGGAAACCUUACAUGUGUUCACACUGCGAUAGGAGAUUUGUUCAUAGAGCAACUCUGAAAACACAUGAGAGGACCCACACUGGAGAGAAACCAUACAAGUGUUCAUAUUGUGACAAGAGAUUAAUUUGUUCAGGACAACUGAAAACACAUGAGAGGACCCACACUGGAGAGAAACCAUACAAGUGUUCACACUGUGACAAGAGAUUCAUUCAGACAGCAACUCUGAAAACACAUGAGAGGACCCACACUGGAGAGAAACCAUACAAGUGUUCAUACUGUGACAAGACAUUCAUUUGUUUAGGACAACUGAAAACACAUGAGAGGACCCACACUGGAGAGAAACCAUACAAGUGUUCACACUGUGACAAGAGAUUUGUUCAGAGAGCAAAUCUGAAAACACAUGAGAGGACUCACACUGGAGAGAAACCAUACAAGUGUUCACACUGUGACAAGACAUUCAAUUGUUCAGGACAUCUGAAAACACACCAGAGGAUCCACACUGGAGAGAAACCAUACAAGUGUUCACACUGUGACAAGAGAUUCAUUCAGACAGCAAAUCUGAAAACACAUGAGAGGACUCACACCGGAGAGAAACCUUACAAGUGUUCACACUGUGACAAGAGAUACCGUUUAUCAGAACAUCUGAAAACACAUGAGAGGACCCACACUGGAGAGAAACCAUUCACAUGUGAUCUGUGUGGGAAGAGUUUCACACAAUCAACAAACCAUAAGUUGCACAUGCACAUCCACACUGGAGAGAAACCGUUUACAUGUGAUCUGUGUGGGAAGAGUUUCAUAAUAAAACGCAGCCUUAAAGAGCACAUGAACAUCCACUCUGGGGAAAAACCGUACACUUGUGAUCAGUGUGGCAAAGGAUUUGUAAGGUCUUCGGACCUAAAGAUUCACCUGACACUUCAUACAAAGAAGAAACGUCUGUAUUCAUGUUCUUUGUGUGGAAAGAGUUUUCCACUGCUGAAAAGUUUAAAAACACAUCAGAAAAGACAUACUGCCAAAAAAGCUUAUAUGUGCUUUGAGUGUGAGAAGACUUUUUUUACAUAUGAGCAUUUGAAAAUGCACCAGAGAACUCACACUGGAGAGAAACCUUACAUGUGUUCACAUUGCGACAAGAGAUUCAGUUCUUCAUCAAAUCUGAAAAAACAUGAAAGGACUCAUACUGGAGAGAAACCAUACACAUGUGAUCAAUGUGGGAAGAGCUACACUGAAUCAUCUUCUCUACAGAGACAUAAAAAAUCAUCCACAGCCCGAAAUCAUAAUAUGUGUACAAGAAAGAAAAGUCCAAAGUUGUCACGGUGAAUAAAGUUCAAGACUUCAAGACUUUUCAAGAGAUUCAGAUCAACUCAUAGAUAGUUCCUUCCCAAAAGAACAUCAUCUAAUUGUUUUAUUCUUGUUUCUCAAUUUGCUUCAUAAUCUCUCAUUAUGCUUUAUAAUUUCAAGUUAGAUUUUUUUUUACUCCAUUUAUGAAAAAGUGGACUUUUUAGUCGUGUGGACAACAAAGUGACCUGAAGAAGUGUCCAUCUUAGUUUUAGGAAAUACAUUGAUCUGGUGUUUGUGUUUAAUUGUUAAUCUUAUAAUCUUAUAAAUGCUCGACCAUUUGUGAUGCACUUGGUUUGGUUGUAAAUCAAUAAUUUUCUCACAAAUUUUCAAGUAAUCAUGUAUUAAAUAAUCAUGUAUUUUAUCAAUGUUUAUUGACCAUUUUUAAUUUCUAAUGAUGCUACCUGCGACAAUAGUUUAAUCAGUAUUAUUAUUAAUUUAAUAAUUUUGAGUUUAUCCGAAAGCCAUUACCUGAUACGAUUGCUUUUUAGACUUUUUUAUGUUUUAAAUGUCUUGAUUGAUAAAAUCUUACUGCCUGACACAGAUGAGACCCAGGUCUGAUUGUGAUGGUGCAGAAAAGUUGUACAUUUACUAGAGAUGUUCCGAUACCCUUUUUCUCUUCCCGAUACCGAUUCCGAUACCUGGGCUCAGGGUAUCGGCCGAUACCGAGUACUGAUCCGAUACCUGGGUGUAUAUCUGUAUAUACAGCUGUACUAGCCCUGUGUAAAUUGCUAGAAUUUUUUUAUGGUGUGCUUCAGACAGAUCCCUCAAUAAAACAUGAACAAAUACAUGGUGAACUACUGUAUUUAUUACAGUAUUUUUAUUAUCUAACAUGAAUUUGACAGUAUUAUUUAUUUUCUUAUGCAAAAAAGAACUUCAAAUGCAGCCAAAAAUCUAACACCGCAAACUAAAAAAGGUAUUUAAGUUUUACAAUAUAACUGUAUAAAAAACUGCAACAAAUAAGUCUAGGAAUAUAAAAAAAGAUCUAUUAAUCAGAUAAUCUCUUUACAACAAAACAAGUAAAAAACAAGCAACCAUCUAGGCAUAAUUAUUAUUAUUAUAGAGAUGUAUUAUUAUUACUGUAGGCUACAACAGUAGCUUUAUAUAUUGUCAAUUUACUCAUGUAAACCAAACAUUUAUUUUAAUGGGCUGCCAUGAAGAUCUUUGAGUGUCUGUGUUUAUGAUAUGACAGUAUUCUCAAAUGAAACUGUAAAUUCUCAUGAAGUGACGGUUUAUGCGUUCGUGUCCUCAUGACACACAGCAGAGACUACAAAACAGCGAGCUCUCGCGCAUCUGUGCCAGUCACCCACAGAGAUGUAGAUUUUGCGGGAGUAAUAUUUAAAUAGUAUUUUGCAGUUUAAUAUUCACAGACACUAGUAUAUAUUCGGCUACUGUCUGGAGCCCUGCGU